UCCAACCCACCACCUGUCCGAAACGAAAACGAAAGCAAUAGAGAGAGAGAGAGAGUGUGUCACUCCCCAUCUCUGUUUCCAUUUCCAUUUCCAUUUCCAUCAGGUAAUCCUCAGAAACCUCUGAAAAUAAAUUCCCCCAAUCGGAUGAAACCUCUCCGCUCCGGCUGAAGAUUUCAUCUCCUCCGCCAUGGACAAUUACGCGUACAAUUCCUAUGCUGAGUCCGGCGACUCCUCCCCUCGCUCCCGCGAGAUUGAUUUCGAAAACCCUCCUCCAUGGGACGACGCCCAGCUCCAGAACCAGAACUACAAGGUCAAGUUCAUGUGUAGCUAUGGCGGAAAGAUCCAUCCACGUCCUCAUGAUAAUCUCCUCUCCUACGUCGGUGGCGAGACUAAGAUCUUUGCCGUCGACCGUUCUGUUAAGUUUGCUUCCAUGCUUGCUAAGCUUUCUUCGCUCUGUGAUACUGACGUUACCUUCAAGUACCAGCUCCCUGGCGAGGAUCUUGAUGCGCUGAUUUCGGUUACCAAUGAUGAUGAUCUCGAGCAUAUGAUGCACGAGUACGAUCGCCUCUAUCGCGCUCCUGGAAAGCCCGCUCGGAUGCGGCUUUUCCUCUUUCCGGCUAAUCAGAGCCCUAGCUUUGGGUCUGAGGGAGGUAGAUCGGAUCGGGAUCGAUUUGUGGAGGUUUUGAGUUCUGGUUCUACCCAUGGAGGUGAUGUGCCUAAGCAAUCUGUUCCGAAUAAGGUGGAUUUUCUGUUUGGUUUGGACAAGGGCGGAAUCGCGUCUCCUCCUCCACCUGUGGCGCUCAAAUUGCACGAUCCGCUGCCUGAGCCGGUCGCUCCGCCGAUGGAAUCUGCUGCUCGACCUGUUCCGGGAGAUCGGAUCGCUGUAUCGGAUCCUGGGGUUCAUCCGGCCGAGAUUCAGCGUCAAUUGCAGGAAUUACAGAGGUUGCAUAUUAGCGAACAGGAGCAAGCCGCGGCGUAUCGGAGGAAACCUGAAGAGCAUAAUCUUAUGGGAGGUUACGGCGGCGAUUUCUACGCGCAGAAGAUGGUGGAGAAGACUCCACCGCCGAGCGCGCAACCGACCUUGCAGCCACCGGCUGGAUACUGGUCGGAGAAGCAGGUUUCCAGCGGAGGUUUCCCGGCGACGAUGACGGCCACACCCGGUGGACAAGACCAACCGCCUGUCUACAUGAUCCACGCUCCCGGUGCGGUCUAUCACUCGCCCCAACAUCCGAUGGUGAGACAAGUUACCGCUCCCCCGCCCAAUCAAGGCUACUACGCUGUACAGCGUAUGGCCUCAGAUGUGUACCGUGAGCAACCGGUCUACAAUGUUGUACAACCUCCACAACCAUCUUAUCCGCCCACUUCAUCGCCGUCUCUGCCGCAACAACCUCCGAAGGUCGCCGCCUAUCCCGGAGGCGGUAUAACUCUUGCAGCAGAUUCAGGGCCUUACACACAGGUGGCCUACGACAGCACCACCGGGAGACAAGUAUACUACACAGCCGGUGGAGCCGCCAUGGUAGCAUCGCCUCCAACGCCGCCAUACCAGGGGGUGUCGGCGCCGAUGAGCGGCGAUAUUAGAACAGGACCAGUGGGACAGGAUGGGAAGCUGAUUGCAAAAAUUUCACAAGGCUCAGUUUGAAUAAGGACAACAGCAUGUGGUAUAAAAAUUUUGAGCUUUUCUUUUUCAUUUUUCUUUAUAUUAUAUGAAUCCCGACUCUUUAAUUUACAUGCUUAUGCUAUUAUAUGCUCGUUUGCUUCUCGAUCUGUGAUAAAAAAAAAAAAAUUGAAAAAAAAAGCAUAAUUAUGUUUGUUUAUGUUAUCAUGUGCUAUGAUCAUCCAUCUAUCUGGGUGUGUAUACAACAUUUUAGAGGUUAUAAAACCAUUUUCUCUUUCACUUUUCA
Messenger RNA from Cucurbita moschata (crookneck pumpkin), 1901 nucleotides. RefSeq lists its product as uncharacterized. NCBI's taxonomy places the organism in Eukaryota, Viridiplantae, Streptophyta, Magnoliopsida, Cucurbitales, Cucurbitaceae. The record is from RefSeq and is a predicted model, not a curated record. Gene Ontology annotation, molecular function: protein binding. Bases 188 to 1639 code for a protein of 483 amino acids. The transcript has a single exon.